AAAGGCAAAGUUCGUUUUUCUUUGCAGUUUUUUUUUUCGCUGCGUUCGAUAAUCGGAAGGAAAUCGGUGCUGUGUUCGUUCUAUUUUGCUAGUUUUGAAGCCAAAUUUGUCUAAAAGGGAAAAGGGAAGAAUAUAGCAAGUGAAAAAUUAUAAUUAUGCAGUGAGAAAAGAAAGAAGCAAACAUAAAAAGGUUCGGCUUGAGUGACUCGGUUGACGACCUUGAAUCUAACCUCCAAAAUCCACGACGUAGCUCCAGUUCGAUUGUCCGGUGUGUUUGUGAUCGUCUAUUGUUUAGCGCGUUCAUCUUCAACAUGUCCACCUCAGCGAUAUUCAUUGCUUCCCGGGAGCCCGGUUCUCCGCGUACGGACGCCACACUUUCGGCGUGUAGUUCCAUAGAGAGUCUCGUCACCGUGGACGAGUUGGAACCUGGGCCGGUUCGCGAAUUACCCCGGCAAAGUGCUGAUGUGUCCGUCGCGAGUGUUGGAGGUGACUCAGUGAACGACGUUGCCGUUAACCAGCAAGUGAUGCGUUUACAAAAGUGCUCGGCUGCUGGUCUGUCGCCGGUGUCGGAGAUAGCGUUCAACCUGAAGGAUACCUCACUGGAUACGCCCAAGACUGGGCGUGCGGUAGUUGGUGGUGGCCGCGAACGGUCCCUGGGGAAAGCGAUUUCGUCCGACUUCAAAAGCAUGCUUGAAGCCGGUGAAAGCAACGGUCAACCGGGACAGGAGCGACUACCGAGCGGUCAUCAGGCCAGCGGUGGCGACAACGAUGAAGGAGACGACAACCAAGACAACGACGACUACGACGAUCCAGACAAAAGGUAUGUCCCUUCUUCACCCGAUAGAGCGGUGACGACCACAAGCCCCGGCCAACUGAAGUGA
Messenger RNA from Ochlerotatus camptorhynchus, 881 nucleotides. RefSeq lists its product as uncharacterized. The record is from RefSeq and is a predicted model, not a curated record. NCBI's taxonomy places the organism in Eukaryota, Metazoa, Arthropoda, Insecta, Diptera, Culicidae. Bases 312 to 881 code for a protein of 189 amino acids. The transcript has 3 exons.